Molecule: messenger RNA, 597 nt
Organism: Ostrea edulis (European flat oyster)
Lineage: Eukaryota; Metazoa; Mollusca; Bivalvia; Ostreida; Ostreidae
Product: perlucin-like
Exons: 5
Coding region: 67-519 (150 amino acids)
Source: RefSeq, a predicted model, not a curated record
ACAGUGUGUGAUAUUUAGAUAAGCCUGUUCUUGUUCUACAUACACAAUCUGUCAAAAUCGGUCAAAAUGUGGAAAACUCUUGUUCUAGGACUCUUUACGCUGGAAGUGUGUGUAGCGACUUGUCCAAUUGGAUUCAUACAACACGGGUCAUCCUGUUACAAUAUCUUCCACAUUAAGGCGUCCUGGGCCGAGGCUAACUACUACUGUUCCAUGAUUCAGUCCUCCCUGCUAUCCAUUGACGAUGCUGGCGAGGAGCAGUUUAUAACUGGCUACAUCGGAAGACUGGGGGCCGGUGCGUUCUCCAGCGGGUCCCUGUGGAUAGGGGGCACCAGUAUGUUCUCUGGGAGCUGGAUUUGGACUCAGACACGGACAGGUCUUACUUACACCGCGUGGGCCCCGGGCGAACCCUCCAAUGAUCCCCUAAACAGAUGUAUAGCCGUAGGAUUCAAAACUCAAUUCAAGUGGACUGCCAAUGUCUGUGAACAACUGAAUAAUUUUAUUUGCGAGUCGCUGGCGUAGUCAGAGCUGAAGGACUGUCUGGUGUUAGAGAUCGCGGAUGUACAUGUAACAUAAUAAAUACCGUUAUAAACACCGGUA